Molecule: messenger RNA, 779 nt
Organism: Eruca vesicaria subsp. sativa (arugula)
Lineage: Eukaryota; Viridiplantae; Streptophyta; Magnoliopsida; Brassicales; Brassicaceae
Source: the annotation of a GenBank genome assembly
AUGCGUGCAUUGCGACCUUUGUUCCCAAAAUUUGGGUUGGAGUCGAUGGGAGAGUACGAGAGCGACAACCUCGUCGAGGAUAACCAUAGUAACUGCACGUUUCUUGAUUAUCAGACCAGUUUAGGGAUUUCUGAAUCGUCAGAGGGAAAUAGAAUAAACAACAAUUCAGUCGUGAUCAAGAAGCUUAUUCACAAUGCUAAUGAGCGUGGCCGUCGCAAGAAAACCAACACUUUGUUCUCGUCUCUUCGUUCAUGUCUUCCAGGCCAGGAUGAGCCGAAGCUAAGUAUUCCUCAGAUUAUAUCAAGGAGCGUGCAGUACAUACCGGAGCUGAAAGAACAAGUGAAGAAGCUAAUACAAAAGAAGGAAGACCUCUUGUUGCGAGCACCGGGUCAAAGAGAACGUUACGUUAUGCCGCAGCCAAAGGUAGUUUCUAGUCAUGUCUCCACCGUUUUUGCGACUGAACUUAGAGACAGCGAAGUGAUGGUCCAAAUCUCAUCAUUCAAGAUUCAUAAUUUUUCGAUUUAUAAUGUGUUGAGUGGGCUAGAAGAAGAUGGGUUUGUUCUCGUGCAUAUUUCAUCUUCGAGUUCUCGAGGAGAACUACUGUUCUACACUUUGCAUCUCCAAGUGGACAAGAUUGAUAAUCACAAGCCAAUUUGCGUUGAGCUAAGUCAGAAGAUCUUGUACUUGUAUGAGGAAUGUGGAAACUCGUUUAAAUGAGAAUUUGUUCUUGUUCCGUUUGAGCUGUGUCGUCCUUAUCUUUAAAUAAUCUGUCAUUCUUG